AUGUGUAAAAUUGCAUUACCUUCACUCUUAACUGCAGCAGACAUUAACAAGAAGAAUGGGGAAGAUGUGAAAUACCAAAAACAUAUACCCACCAGUGUCUACGUGGCGAAGCCUGAUCCUUUGGUCUUGCCUCCAAGUCUUUCCACUUCCCUCGAUUUCGAGUCUGUAAACGCAAUCGAGAAAGAUCAUAAAACGGUCUCACCUCCAGUAAUCUCCAGUGUCAGAUUCCCCAUCACUGCCAAAGCAACUAACCUGCAUAUUUUGUCUUUUGUGAGUGCAAACCAGAUACCAACUAUGACCCAUAUACGGCAUAGAAUUACAUCUCCGCAGAACAUCUUAGAGAAAUCAUUAACAUACCCAGUAGCUGUUAGAAUCAUCAACAUUAGGAAAACCAGUCACAGACUGCUGGCCACUGCCAGAGCCAUAAGAUUCAUCUACCCCAAACCUCCUCAAGACAAUCGAUUAGCAGUAGUCACUUGCCUGAACACCUUCCGAGGCCGCAGAAACUGGAGUCGUCGCAUAAUCGGAGUCGAGCGUCAGCAGCAGGAAAAUCGCGAGGCCGAAAAAAGAGACAGCCAUCACUAG
This is a messenger RNA of Striga asiatica, 585 nucleotides long. The record is from the annotation of a GenBank genome assembly. NCBI's taxonomy places the organism in Eukaryota, Viridiplantae, Streptophyta, Magnoliopsida, Lamiales, Orobanchaceae.